Parascedosporium putredinis is the source of this 423-nucleotide messenger RNA. NCBI's taxonomy places the organism in Eukaryota, Fungi, Ascomycota, Sordariomycetes, Microascales, Microascaceae. The record is from the annotation of a GenBank genome assembly.
AUGGCUCGCUUGCCUGCACCUCUGUUGCACGAAGAAAACUCGUCUAGCCGUAUCUAUUCUGAGAUCGGGGUAGUCGUCGACAAUCUGCGAGAGAAUGAAAGUGGCCCGGCCCGGUCCAACGCGCGAAUGAGUAAAUUGCGUGUCGUCUGCCCCGGUGGCAACCCAAGGUCCUGCAGCCAAGACGCCAAAUAUUUACUCCGCGGGGCGGUCAUAAACUAUUGCAACCAAAUCUUAGCCACCGCAGGCGAGGUCAAGAACUACAUUCAAUCCACGAUCCAGAGUGACAACGCACAGCGGACUGAAGCUUUGCGUGCCCUCGACACAUCGAUCAACGACGCAGUACAAACGUGUCUGUUCUUGGAUCGGUUCUCCGAAUCACAGAGUGAUACCUUUGACGGCAGCGACGGCCGGUUCUUUGGCUAG